AUGGUUCGCUGCCACCCUUACGAGCUCGAGGACCUCUGCAUCGACGCCAAGGCGCCGCAGGCCGAGAUCAACGCCCUCAUCGCCAAGAUGGGUGCCGUCGUCCUCAAGGGUCUCCUCAGUAAGGAGGAGGUCGACCAGAUGAACAAGGACUUCAAGCCCCACCUCGACGCGCUCGGUCCCGCGGGCAACAAGGAGCAGUGGGACGGCUCGUUCUUCCCCAACACGUCCAAGAAGGUCCCAGGUCUCCUCGCCAAGUCGGAGACGUACGUGAACUCGAUGCUCCUGAACCCCGUGCUCAACGGGUUGGCCGACCACGCACUCACGCGCCGCACCAAGACAACCAUGUCGUCGCCCGAGCGCCACUGGUCCACUUGCAAGCCCCAGCUCAACGUCACCGCCCUCCUCGAGGUCAACCCCGGUGGCAAGGCGCAGGAGCUGCACCGCGACGACGCGAUCUACCACGACAAGAUCAAGGGUUCGGACGUCUGGGACCCACGCCAGGAGAAGAGCAUCCUCGCCCUCGCUGCCCUCACCAAGGUCACCCCUGAGAACGGUGGUACCCUCAUUGUGCCCGGCUCCCACAUCCGCUCCGACGACCUCCCCGCCCCGACUUACGAGGACGCGCUCCACGUCUCUGCCGAACCCGGAGAUUGUGUUGUCAUCCUCUGCAGCGUGUACCACGGCGGUGGCGCCAACUCGAUGGAGGUCGGCACCCCCAACUCGGUCCGCUGCAUGGCCCUCUGCGGCUUCUCGUGCGGAUACCUCAAGCAGGAGGAGAACCAGUACCUCCAGCUCCCGAUUGAGGCUGUCAAGCGCCUCCCAAUUGAGGCGCAACGCCUGGCCGGCUGGGACAUGUCUCUCCCAUACCUCGGCUACGUCAACUGGGAGCACCCACUGCUCACGCUUGGCCACGACAGGGCCAUCGUGCCUCAGCUCGACGACUUGUUCUACGACAAGGUCCAGGAGGCGCCGCAGCCCACGGCUCUCACCGCAUAG
This is a messenger RNA of Cutaneotrichosporon cavernicola, 996 nucleotides long. RefSeq lists its product as uncharacterized. The transcript has a single exon. The record is from RefSeq and is a predicted model, not a curated record. Lineage: Eukaryota; Fungi; Basidiomycota; Tremellomycetes; Trichosporonales; Trichosporonaceae. Bases 1 to 996 code for a protein of 331 amino acids.